Molecule: messenger RNA, 1396 nt
Organism: Lottia gigantea (owl limpet)
Lineage: Eukaryota; Metazoa; Mollusca; Gastropoda; Lottiidae
Exons: 6
Coding region: 37-909 (290 amino acids)
Biological process (GO): negative regulation of viral genome replication; regulation of ribonuclease activity; defense response to virus
Cellular component (GO): cytosol; membrane; nucleoplasm
Molecular function (GO): double-stranded RNA binding; 2'-5'-oligoadenylate synthetase activity
Source: RefSeq, a predicted model, not a curated record
CACUCUUUUCAUGUUGUACACUAGAAGAUAUAAAUAAUGGCGACUGGUGUACCUGGAAUCCGCGUUGGUGAAACUUUGGAAUCUUUUAUAGAUCGUCAGUUGCGUGCACCAGAGGCAUACAGAGAAAGAAUGAGUCAAGCCGUUGAAAGCAUUGUUCGUCAUCUGCAACAUAUGCCUAAUUAUAGUAUCAAGGAGGUCGUUAAGUCUGGAUCACUUGGUAAAGGAACAACGGUUGGUAAUAAUGCAGAUGCUGAUUUGGUGAUAUUUUUUAAUGGCUAUCAAACUAUGGAAGAAUUAAUCGCUGCCAAGCCAAAAAUCAUAUCUGAUAUUUCGACUUACAUGAAUAGAUUUGAUCGAUCUGUGUUUAGUGCCUGUAUUAAGUUACGAGAAAACGGAUACUUAGGCCAGUAUAAAUUAAAGCAUAUAGCAACGAACACCUUCGUGGAAGUAGAUAUUUUGCCUGCUUUAGAUGUCGUCGCACUACGCGGUUCUGUCGAAGGUGUCAUAGAAGAGAUGAGAUAUAAACCUCAAAUAGUUAGAGGUCACUAUUCUGUAUGCUUCUGUAAAGAACAAUUAAGAUUAAUCAGAGCCAAACCAGCAAAGGUUAAAGACUUGAUCAGACUGAUGAAAUAUUGGAAAAAUAGUAAUAGCCUGCCAAUAAGAUCUUACUGUUGUGAAGUGGUAUGUUUGUAUGUUCAUGAUAAAUUCCUUGGUCAGCAAACAAACUUUAACAUGAAAGAAGGUUUCAAUCGAGUGCUGAGAUUUUUGAUAGAAACUCAAACACUACAUACUGUAAUUGACCCUAUGUAUUAUUACAACACAAGAGACUGGUUUUCAGUAUUUCCCACACUACAAGAGGCAGCCAGGAUUCGUCAAGUAGCUAAACAAACAGUUGCAGCUUUAGGAUAAGAAGAUAAAAUUAUCAUACUUUCUUACUUAUUGAUCUACGACAUAAAGUAGCUAUAAAAGUAGAAAAUGAAAUGUGAUUAUUUCUCUAAAACCACAUGUAGUUUAGAAGUAGUAAUUACCACUGUGAAUAAUGAAUUUUCUCUAUCACUUUACAAAUAUUCCAAUAAAACGUUUCCAUUGUGUAUUUUCCUUUAUCUUAGUCAAACAAUAUGCACAUCUGAAUCUGAUUUUGAUAUGAUAGCAAAAUAUUUUUAUGUAGAAAGCAUAAUCUUAAAUCUUAAUAUUGUGUUUGUGUUUAUACUUUGAAUCGUACCAAGUGCAUAAAUUUAUUUGUUUCACUUAAGACAGACUUAUAACGUAGAUAUUAUCGAUAAAUUUCUUUGUUGGACAUUUCAAUAAAACACGAUGAAACUUUUAAGACUUUCAGCACUUGUACCAAGGAUAUCCCCUUUUAGAAUGGAAAAAAAAUUUAAUGUCUCAAACUUGA